Messenger RNA from Phycomyces blakesleeanus NRRL 1555(-), 579 nucleotides. RefSeq lists its product as hypothetical. Lineage: Eukaryota; Fungi; Mucoromycota; Mucoromycetes; Mucorales; Phycomycetaceae. The record is from RefSeq and is a predicted model, not a curated record. The transcript is spliced from 5 exons. Bases 1 to 579 code for a protein of 192 amino acids.
AUGUUGGACAUUACAGUGUUUCUCUUUCUUGUCUACUUUUGUAAAAAUGACUAUUUAUUUAAAGAGCCGCACAUUUUAUGCGUCAACCACAGCAACAAAUGCAAAAUUAACUUUAUACACCAAAUUAAGUAUAAUCUUGUAUUUUCUCUGGUCAAACCUCUUGUAUCAGUCGACAAUUAUUUAAAUAGCGAAUCUAGUGUUUGUGGAUACGUCCGACCAUUCGGAAGAUUUGCGUUAUUCCGCAAGUAUGUUUCAUCACCAAAGAAAUACCAGGAAUUUGAUUGGCAAUUAGAAUCUUUCGAGAUAGCCAACCAAUCAUCCUUUCGAAUUGAAUCCCAAGAAAGAUCCGCUAAAUUAUUUCUUGGUAAAAGACAAUGUUUCAGUUGCGUUGUAAAAAAAAAAGAGAGUCUAUUAGGACCUCCUAAACUCAGUCAAAGAUCUUUGUAUUUUAAUUACCUCAUUUACUUUCUAGACCUUCAAUUCUUGGCCAAGAAAUACUUGGAACUACUUCUUGUACAUCCCAUCUAUAGUCUUUUAGUUGUAACAAAUAAUAAUAACUAUGAACCUUUUAAUCAAUAG